Leishmania braziliensis MHOM/BR/75/M2904 is the source of this 2598-nucleotide messenger RNA. RefSeq lists its product as hypothetical. The transcript has a single exon. The record is from RefSeq and is a predicted model, not a curated record. The coding region runs from base 1 to 2598 and encodes 865 amino acids. Lineage: Eukaryota; Euglenozoa; Kinetoplastea; Trypanosomatida; Trypanosomatidae. Gene Ontology annotation, cellular component: nucleolus. Gene Ontology annotation, biological process: ribosomal large subunit biogenesis; ribosomal large subunit export from nucleus.
AUGACCGAACCAGCGUUUCGCGGCACACUGCUGCUGCUGCAGAACCGCACUCGACGAGAUCCGGAGUCAUACCGCGACGAGUUCCUAGCUCAACUGGAUCACUUCAGGGCCUCCAGCGCCACCGUACUCUCCCAGCACAGCCUCAAUCCUCAGUUCACCGCGGUGCUCAACUAUGUCUGCCACGUUAGCCACUGCUUCCCAAAGGAUGCUGGCGUGAUCGUGAACAUUGUGAUGGAGCUGCUACGCGCCUCCAAAGGCAACGGGGUGCCGAAAGACUUGCGUCUGGCGCUUGUGAAAUCGCUGAUUCUACUGCGCGCCAAAGGCCUUGUUUCGACGGAUCAGACCUUCCCCCUGUUCUUCAAGUUGUUACAGGAGCGUGACAAGACACUGCGCAAGAUGAUCUUGACGCACGUCGUGAGCGACAUCCGCAAGGUGAACCUGCCGGGUGCAAAGAACGGUGCACAGACGAAUAGGAAGGCGCAGAGCUUUCUUUUCUCUGUCAUGGCAGAGGACGAUCCAGUUCAGGCGCGCUGUGCUGAGAUGGUCAUGAUCGACCUCUACCGCCGACGUGUCUGGAGUGACGAGCGGACUGUGGAGGUGCUCACCAAGGCAUGCUUCUCGAAGCACACACCAAUCCUGCGCACUGCACUCCGCUUCUUCUUGCUUCAAAUGCCCAGAAUCACCUCCAUGAACGACGAGGGCGGUGAGGACGCCGAGGAGCAGGACCCUGGACGCACCAUCUCGAAGCUGAAGCAGAAGGUGAAGAUCGUGAAGAAAACGUCGAAGCGUGAGCGAGUAUUGAAGCGCAGCGUCCGCGGAGUGAAGCGCAAGUACGACCGGCAAGAGAGGGAGGAGGAGCUCUUCGCGAAGCAGCACGUCGACCCCAUCCGCCUCCUGCGCGACCCACAGCAGUUUGUCGAACGUCUCCUGGCGAAGCUGCAAAAGACAUCGGAGCGCUUUGAGGUUCGCCUCCUGUACUUGAAUGUCAUUGCGCGCGUCGUCUCAGAGCAUGAGGUGCUGCAUCUCCCGCUCUACGGCUUUCUGGAGCGGUACAUGGAACCCUCCCAACUCCAUGCCACGCAGCUGCUCGCCCUCUCCGCCAUGUGCGUACACAAGAUGGUGCCUCCGGAUGCCAUUGAGCCGCUGCUGCGCACCAUCGCAAACCAUUUCGUCUCGGACCGCUCGUCGGCGGACGCGAUCACAGUCGGCAUCAACACGAUUCGAGAGAUUUGUAAGCGUCAGCCCCUUGCGAUGAAUGCCGACUUGCUGAAAGACCUGGCCGAGUACAAGAGCCAGCGUGGCGACAAAGGUGUCAUGAUGGCGGCACGUGCGCUCAUUCAGCUCUACCGCGACGUGUACCCGGAGUUGCUGCCAGCGAAGCUGCGCGGCGGCAAAGCAGGCGCCGUGGACGUGACAAAGAAGCCAGUCUACGGCUCCACACACGUGUACACCGACAUUCCGGGACUCGAGCUCUUGUAUCACGACAUUGACAACGACGAUGGCAGCGACAGGGGUGACAGCGAGAGCUCCUCGUCUGAGGACGACUCCACCAGCGGCGAGUGGGCAACUGACUCUGACAGCGAGGCUAACGGGGACGAUGUCGACGGCAAGUUCGUGGACGUCCCCAACUCUAGCGCAGAAGAGGAAGACGAAGGCGAGGAUGUGUGUCCUCAGCUGGUACCGGUAUACGAGCACAACCACUCUGGUGCCGACCGGACCGAUGCAGUCGACGAGGGACCCCACAAGCGCACACGUCUGGAAGAUGCUGCGCCCGCCGCUGUUGCGUCACAGAACGGCGCCACGCUCAGCCAGAGUGCUACAGACGGCGAGGAUGAAGAGACGGGCUCUGACGGUGAUGAUUACGAGGCAGUCAGCGACGAUGAAAGCGACACCGAGGAGGUCUCGAGUGAGAGCGACGACGGCGACAGCGCGUUUGGCUGGGAGAGCUCGUCCGACGAUGAGGAGAGCGCAGAGGCGGAGAACGAGGAGGAGCCUACUUCUCUCUCCGUUGCUUUGGCUAACGCGAGCUCCGAUACGGAAUGGUUUGAGGACCUCACUGGGGACAUGGGCACCAACGCCUCCUUGUCACACCGACCGGCGUCUGUCUCGAGCUCCAAGGCGUCCUCGACCACCUCCAUGGCAUCAUCACGCCUAUUGACAGAUAGCGACUUCCAGAAGAUAAACCAGCUGCGUGCGCAACAUGGAAGCCACCUGUCGCUGCGCGGCAAGCUGAAGGAGCGGGAUGCACGCACCAAGAAGCGCCACGAGCUCAUCCACGGGAUCAGCAACGACCUUGACGCGCACGACGUGGAACUCUUCACCGAGAAGAAGCGUGAGGCGGACAAGCAGGGAAUGAUUGAGCAGGCGCAGGAGCUGCGAAAGGCCUCCUCGAAGUUUGAGCUGCAGCGCAAGAAGAAGACGAAGCUGAACUCCACGCAUGGGGAGCACUCAAAGCGCGGAAAGCUUUUCCAGAUGACGAAGCGGUCGCAGCGUGUGGCGGCGAAGCUAAAGAGCUCUGUGGCUGACCGCGCCACCCGCGCGAAAGAAAUGCAGAAGAAGGACAUCAAGUUCCGCAUCAAACGUGGCUGGAAGGCGUAG